Messenger RNA from Daphnia magna, 3587 nucleotides. RefSeq names its product bumetanide-sensitive sodium-(potassium)-chloride cotransporter. Lineage: Eukaryota; Metazoa; Arthropoda; Branchiopoda; Diplostraca; Daphniidae. Gene Ontology annotation, cellular component: membrane. Gene Ontology annotation, molecular function: sodium:potassium:chloride symporter activity. The record is from RefSeq and is a predicted model, not a curated record. Gene Ontology annotation, biological process: chloride transmembrane transport; sodium ion transmembrane transport; potassium ion homeostasis.
CGCCGUAUAAAAGGUGGGGAGACGUAGUUGCUGGUGUGCAGUGUUAGAAAACUGGAGACUCGAACGUUUUGUGGUGGACGCGGCCAGCUGGAUCGACCGCAUAUAACCAACAACUUUAACAGCAAUGGAUAAUCACACUUUUGAUGGCCACGAAGGGGGUCCGGCGAAUAAUGUGCGCAGGACAUCCAUACGACCAACGUUAGCAACCAUUCCCUCAGGUAUUGGCAUGGAUAACCUGGCAUUUGAAACAUCUGAAGAUAUAUUGAGGCACCAGGCAGCCGGUGCAAAUCUACGAGUAGGCAACACGGAGUCGAAAAUGCGUUCCAGCCUCCGUCGACUUGGAGCCGGAGCUAGGCGGUUGACUAACGAAGCCGUCCCACGUUUAGCUAAUUACAGCAACAUCUUUCAGAUGGCCACGACAGGAACACGGCCAACUAUGGAAGAACUUCACGAGUCUAUUGUCGAGGAAAAGCCAGCUGAUAGGGGAAUAAAUGGGGAAGAACAGAUUCCACGUCAAAAAUUAGGCUGGAUCGAAGGCGUUCUCAUCCGCAACAUGUUGAACAUUUGGGGUGUAAUGCUUUUUCUCCGCAUUUCUUGGGUCGUGGCCCUUGCUGGAAUCUGGCAAACACUAAUCAUUAUCUGCAUUUCGACUUUCGUUACCUUUGUGACCGCCCUUUCUACGUCGGCUAUCGUAACUAACGGUGAAAUCGGAGGAGGAGGAACGUACUACGUUAUGAGCCGCAUUUUGGGUCCGGAAUGGGGCGGCUCAAUAGGCCUUCUCUUUGCCCUGGCCAAUGCGAUUAAUGGUUCGUUAAAUGUCGUCGGUUUCUGCCAGACUUUGCAAGACACCAUGAAAAAUUACGGUGGCUACACUAUUAUUGACGGAGGGGUCAAUGACACAAGGAUUCUCGGGACGAUCUUGAUGAUCCUAGUCUGGGCUCUGUGUGGCCUAGGAACAAAAUACGAAAGCUUGACACAGCAAAUGCUUGUUGUCAUUCUGGCCGUGGCUUUAGCCAAUUUCUUUGUUGGCAGCUUCAUUGGCCCACAAUCGGAUAUGUCUCAAGCUCGAGGAUACUUGGGAUAUCGAUUGGAUUUAAUUCAAGAAAAUUGGGAUUCCGGCUACGUAUUUAACAGUGGCAUGAUGCAAGAUUUCUUUUCGGUUUUUGCUGUUUAUUUCCCAGCCGGAAUUGGAAUUCUGGCCGGUGCUAACAUCUCAGGUGAUCUCAAGGACCCCAGUGACGCUAUACCAAAAGGAACAAUUUGGGCCAUCAUCAGUACAAGCAUCUCGUACGCCAUUGUGGCCAUCGUAUGUGCUGCAACCACCAAACGACAAGCCACUGGAAGUGUUGAAGAUUUUCAUAACGGCACAUUUCUGAAUUGCGGGCCCACGAAUUGCACUUACGGCUCCUAUAAUGACUACCAGCUGAUGACACUGAUUUCGGCUUACGGGCCCCUCAACUACGCAGGAUGUUUCGCCGCCACGCUCAGUACGGCGUUGGCUAGCUACAUUUCUUGUCCAAAACUGCUUCAGGUUAUUGGUGAUGAUAAACUCUAUCCAAACUGGAUGGUCGGCUGGAUGACUAAAGGGUACGGCAAGUCUCAAGAGCCCCAUCUUGCUUACCUGUUCACUUUUUUCCUUGCUCUUGGCUUCAUCUUGAUUGCUCAAUUGGACAUGAUCGCUCUUUUAAUUUCCGAUCUGUUCUUGAUCACAUUUGCAUUCUUAAAUUAUGCCUGUUUUCACGUCGAUCUCGUUCAACCUGUGGGCUGGCGUCCUACGUUCAAGUAUUACAACAAAUGGCUGAGUUUGUUUUGUGCCUGCCUGUGCAUCGCCAUCAUGUUUAUGAUAGACUGGAAAGUGGCGUUAGUGACGCUUGCCAUCGUCUUUUUCUUCUAUUUCAUUGUGCUUUAUCGCAAACCGGACGUCAACUGGGGUACUUCGUCACAGGCGAUGAAUUUACAAGACGCUUUGACUAGUAUCCAACAGCUGAUGCACAUCGAGGAGCACGUCAAGAACUAUCAGCCACACAUUUUGGCCCUCACUGGUUCGCCAAGGUCUCGCCCGGCCCUAAUCGACUUUGCUUACCUCAUUUGCAAGAAAAAUUCCAUGCUCGUUUGCGGCAAUGUCGUCGAGGGCAAGAUCACCACCAAGAUGCGCGGAGAGAUUUUACAAAAAUCGUACAAACAUCUGCGCAAAAAUGACAUCAAAGGAUUCUGCUCUCUUAUCGGCAAUGUUGACCUCCCAACUGGCGUAUCUGCCAUGCUAGAAGUGGCAGGUGUCGGCAAAAUCAGACCAAACAUUUUAGUCAUCGGCUACAAGAACGAUUGGCGUGUCUGUGAUAGACAAUCGUUGAAGCAGUACUUUGCCACGAUACAUGCGGGAUUUAGUUUACAUGUUGGUGUUGCCAUUCUACGCGUACCGGAAGGGCUCGAUUAUUCCGCAAUAUUAGGCGACACGGACGAGUUAAACAUCAAUUCGACGGCAGAUGGACAUAGCCCCGUGAGCGUGAUUGAAAGCCCACCUGGAACACCGGACAUUGACAGACAUAUUGGCAACAGCGAUACGCCGUUGGAUAACGCCAACCUGCCUGACACAAAAAAAGACACAAAAAGAGGGAAAAAGUCUAGAAAGGAUUGCAAACUAGUGGGAAGUGACGGCAAAGAGCUCCCGCGUCAUAUUUACAACAACAUCACCAGAUUUCAAAAGAAGCAGCUGGAAGGAACCAUUGACGUUUGGUGGCUCUACGACGACGGAGGAUUGACCCUAUUGCUGCCAUACAUCAUCAGUACACGAUCGAAUUGGGCAGCAUGCCAGCUCCGUGUUUUCUGCACGGCCAACAAUCACGAAGAAGUAGAAAAAGGAAGAGAAGGGAUGGCGGCCCUGUUGAACAAAUUCCGUAUCGACUAUUCCGAUUUGAUAGUCAUCACGGACCUGAAUAAACCACCGAAAGAGUCGACAAGGAACUGGUUCGAUGGUCUCAUCCGCCCCUUCAUUCGGCGUGAAGAGCUCUCUGAAACGGAACGGGUCUCAUUACAGGCCAAAACGGAUCGACAUUGUAGACUGAGGGAGUUGGUAGUCGAUCAUUCCACCGAUUCAAAUCUGGUCGUCAUGACUUUACCGAUUGCGCGAAAGGAGGCCGUUAGUGCACCCAUGUACAUGGCUUGGUUAGAGACGUUGACCGCCAAUAUGCCGCCAUUUUUGCUCGUUCGUGGAAACCAAACGUCUGUUCUGACCUUCUACGCAUAAACAACUCUUCCAUCAGACUAUACGGCCGAUGAUUUGUCUAUGGUUGGAAAGUUGUCACAUGGCAUAUGUAAAAUAUGCUCCACAUCGUCGUCCUACACGUAAAUUCGAAAGAACCCUAACACUAUAACGUAAGUGUAAAAACAAAAUUAAACAUAAUAAAAAAAAAACUGCACCUAUUGUCUUCUUCUGCUCCUCGGGUUCAAACGGGGAUAAUGUCACAGACUGUUAGAUAAUAAUACAUGAAAUUACGAAUGCUCCGUAGCUCUUAGAUCGUUACGAUAUCCGUAAACUUUGUAAAUCCAUCCAUCGAGUGUUUGAAAAAAAAAAAAUCUGUUCUAAAGAA